This is a messenger RNA of Stylonychia lemnae, 1479 nucleotides long. The record is from the annotation of a GenBank genome assembly. NCBI's taxonomy places the organism in Eukaryota, Ciliophora, Spirotrichea, Sporadotrichida, Oxytrichidae.
AUGUAAAAUCAAGUAUAAACCUACGCUUUUCCCUUGAAGCAAAAACUUGAAGAGGGCAAAUUCACUGUUUGCAGUGUUGGAGCUGGAUAUGUAGGAUCAUUAACAUCUAUUAUAUUGGCAGCAUAAUAGCCUAAUCUUAAAGUAAUCGUCUGUGAUGUGAAUCAAGACUUGAUUAAUAGCUGGAGUGAUCAGAGAUACCCCUUUUACGAGCCUGAACUGGACAGAUAAUUUGAUAUUGCUGUUAACUAGAACAAAAACAUCAAGUUUACUACAAAAAUUACCGAUGCCAUCUAGGAGUCUGAUGCAAUAUUCAUUUGCGUAAACACUCCACCAAAGAAAGACUUAAUCAGUGGAUUGGGAAAAGAAUCAGACAUGAAAUACUUUGAUUUAGCUUGCUAAACAAUAGCAUCAAUGGGAGACCCUAAAAAACACAGAAUCUUGAUUGAAAAAAGUACUUUCUAAAUUUAACUCAAUAUUUUAGGUACUGUGCCAGUUGGAACUCACAAGCGCAUCCAUGGAAUAUUAUCCUAAAAGCUUUCAAACCCUGAUGAUUGCUAUACAAUUGUGUCAAUGCCUGAAUUUUUGGCUGAAGGUGUUGCCAUUCAAAACUUACUAUUCCCAGAUCGAAUCGUAGUAGGCACACCCACAGAUAAAAAUGGGAUGGAGACAUUUGAAGUUAUCAAGGGAAUAUAUAGUAAUUUUUAGACAAAAUUCAUUCAUGUCAAAACAGCAAGUAGUGAGCUUGGUAAACUUUUUGCAAAUGCAAUGCUAGCUUAGAGAAUUUCUUCCAUCAACUCGAUGUCAUAGCUUUGUGAGACAACCGGUGCUUCCGUUUAAGAUCUCUCCAAGAUAGUUGGAUCAGAUAAGCGAAUCGGACAGUACUUCUUGAAUGCUUCACCUGCCUUUGGAGGAAGUUGCUUCGAAAAGGAUCUACAAAGCUUGGUUUAUAUUUUAGAAUCUCUUGGAUAGACUGAUUAAGCUAUGUACUGGUCGUAGGUACUCCAUAUGAAUUAAUUCUAAAAAAGGAGAUUACUUGAUAUGAUAAUUUCAGAGUUUCCGAAUCCGUCUGAAACGGUUUUAACUAUUUUCGGCUUUGCUUUCAAGAAAAAUACAUCAGAUACAAGAAUGACGCCAAUUGCAUACUUUGUGAAUGGAUUGAUAGAGAAAGGUUUCUUUGUAAGAAUUCAUGACCCCUAAGCAAACGAAAGAGGAUUUUAUCUCGAGAUGGAAAUGUAAGGAUUCGACAUCGCUGAGAGAUUUAACUUCUAAUUUUGUGGAUCAGAUUAUAAUAAGGCUGUUGCAAAUUCUAAUGCAAUAAUUAUCGGUACAGAAUGGGAUGAGUAUAUUACAACUAACUAUAGAAAUAUAAGAGAUUAAAUGAAUUAAAGUAGAGCAUUAUUCUUUGAUUUGAGGUCUAUUGUUGAUGAAGAACCUCUAAAAUAUCUUGGCUUUGAAAAAGUAUUUAAACUUGGAAAUUGA